Molecule: messenger RNA, 751 nt
Organism: Prunus dulcis (almond)
Lineage: Eukaryota; Viridiplantae; Streptophyta; Magnoliopsida; Rosales; Rosaceae
Exons: 3
Coding region: 39-302 (87 amino acids)
Source: RefSeq, a predicted model, not a curated record
ACGAAAGAAGCUUGAAGUUGAAUUGCAUUACCUUCACGAUGAGCGAGACUCGACCGGUGCCAAGGAGAGAGAGCCCAUGGGGGAGGCCAGAGGGAGAUAAUCGUGAACCUAAGGCCCAUCGCUGCAAUGACCGAGCCGAGGACGUCAUCCAAGCUUGUUUUGAGGGCAACCCAUUUAAGACAGUUCCAGGGCCAUUUAAGCUCUUCUGGCAGUGCAUGCGAUCCAAGCCUGGGGAGGAACCAACAGAGCCAUAUACAUAUUUGCAGCUGGAUCCCCCGACUAGAGAGGUGAAACUGGAGUAAAACCACCUUGGCUUCGUAAACAAUUUCGUUUUUAGGUUGGCUUGUCACAAAAUUUCCAAUUUUUGUUAUCUCUUGUCCAAAUAAUAUAAUGUUGGAGUGCCGCUAAGAUUAUAGCUUCAUAUGCUCUAACUAUACCGACAGUUGAACUCAGCAGCUUAUUUGAUCUCUAUUUGAACCACCAACUUAAAGUUGUCUUCUAUUACAUGAGUGUCAUGGUUGUUUUUCUCUUCCCUAUAACUGGAUCUCCCAUUCAAACGCUUUGGGAGCUUUAUCUGAUAACCAUAUAUUCAUAUUGAAUGGCACGUGUUCUGUCUGUUUGUUAAGAGAGUCUGUUAGAGUGUUAAGAGAAUCUAUUAGUUUGUUAAGAGAGUCUGUUAGUUUACCAUAUAAGUACUAUUCCAUUGUAAUAAUUCUCAACAAUAAUCAAUACAAAGCCUUAUAUUCUCAGA